UUAGUAAGUCGUCAGACUUAGCAACCCAACCCAGUAUCUCAUUCACUCUUAAAUUGUGAAGCCUAUACCUUACACCAAGAUGGGGGCAUGUACUACCACGACGAAAAUCUUUUUGAUGAUUAUCAGUUUCGUGUUUUGGGGUGCAGCAGUUGCCCUUUGCUUCAUCAGUGCCUGGGUUUUCAAGACUUACAAUGACUUUGGACACCUAACGGAAUCCACACUUAUUCUGCUGCCAGCUAGCAUUGUGCUAGGCAUAGGCAUUUUCAUGUUCAUUGUGGGCUUGCUAGGGUUCAUCGCUGUCUGCAAGGAGCACAAGUUGCUGUUGUCCAUAUUCUUCUGCCUCAUCCUGGUCAUCUUUCUGGGAGAGGUAGUGGCAGGAAGUCUUGGAUACGUCUAUCGCAAAGAUGUUGAAAAGACUGUUUCUGAUGGUCUCACCGAUGCAUUGAAAAAUUACAAUGACACCAACAAGGCUGGCCAGAUUGACUACCUUCAAAAAGAGCUGCACUGCUGUGGUGUGCAUAAUGCCAGUGACUGGACAAUGUACCCUUUCUCAAAGAUGGCUGUUCCCACCUCUUGCUGUAAUUUGACACAGGUUUACAAUACCACUACCUGUAAUACUCAGAUUGGAAGCAAAGACAUCUACAAUGAGGGCUGUCUAGAUGUCUUGGAGCACAAGUUUAUUGUCAACCUGAUCUACAUUGCCAGCACUACAAUAUCCUUUGCUGUUAUUCAGAUUCUGGGAUUGAUCAGUGCUUGUAUCCUGAUCUGCCGAACUCAUGAGGUGAAGUACGACCGCCUGGAGAAUGCACAGCGCAACGGUCUUCGGGUCUGAGGUGUGGGACCAGCAGGUGCAGUGCUGACAAAUUUACUGGCUGGUCCUACCCCUGCUGUAGAGCAGGCAUCUCUCAUUUGGAGAAAGCUUCUUUUUGUCUUCUGUCUGUCGUGAGGCACAUAUUUUGUCUUUUUCUUGUUUUAUUGUAGUCCAGACAAGACUUAUGCAGAUAUUUGUUUCCAGUGUGUUGCAUGUGGUAUUAUUGUUGCUAGAGGUUGCAUUUUAUAUUUAUUGUGCCAGACAUUAUUUUCCACGUGUGGGGAAGAAGACAGCAGAUGUGGGAUGUUGGUCAUUUCCAUUGAGGCUCUUUUUCUGGAUUGUUUCACUGGGAUGAGACUAAGACUAUUGUGUAUCAUUAGAGAUGAUAGGUGAUUGGAGAAAGGGUUAGUCUGUUGGAUAAACAUAUUUGGAAAGAUCACUUCCUCACUAGAUGGAUCUCAUUCUGUGUCCUAAUAGCUAUACUUCAAUGGAUUUUCAAUUAGUUGUAAGUAUUUUAUCUUUCUGCACAUUAUGCUAUCAAACUUUGGAUUGUAGUGUAUUGACUGCAUGAGCAGGGAAAGCCCUGCUUACCGGUGAUCGCCUCAACUUAUUUAUUACUGACUGGUAAUUGCAGAACUCCUACUAUGAGGUAGUAUUAGGAACAGAUGACGUCUAGGCAGGCUUAUGAAUAAAUAGCUUUUAAUGUAAGACAUCAUUGUCACAAAAUUAGCAAAAUAAAGAUGAGGUGCAUGGAAUGUGUAAGCAGCUGUCUGUGAGGCAGCUGAAGUGUUGGAUUAGACUGUCAGGCACCUUUGGGACAUUACUGAAAGGAGAGAACUGCAGAGAUAGAUUUGUGACUGGAUAGCUUGUGAUGUUUUUUCCUACUUUAACCAGUUUGGCCUUGGAAUUGUUACAGAGAAACACAGAUUGACCAUUGUAUCAAUGUUUGUGUGUGGACAGUUAUCAUGAUAUAAAAAAUAUGAACUUUUAAUUAAAUCAUAAAAAUCUGUUCAGCUGCUAGACAUUCUGGUAAGAUAGGAAUCUUCUUUCCAUGUUUUCAAAAAUCCCUAACAAAAUCUUUGGUAUAAUGCAGGUAAUUAUGCUUAAUUUUUGGACUACCUAAAGAUACACAGUAUUGCAAGUAGAUUUUCGACUUGAAAUAUGCAUAUUACAGACAGGCUGGUGCAUCAAAGUAGACAGUAUUUUAUUUUUGAAGAAGCUGAACAUUUUGUAUCUUAAUAUUUCAGUGGCAAUACUCGCAAGCAUUGGGUGCAAUCUCACAAACCCAGAAGAGAUUAGAUUUGUUUCUCAAUUUUACUAUUGUUUUGAGGGUUGCUACUAACCCAUGUUGCUUCAUUAUUUUGGCAUUCUCUGUGUUAUGUAAAUUAGUUGCUUUGUUGCUUACAUAGUUAAUAACUCACCAUGAAAAACAUGUUAAAUUAUUAUCUGUGAAGAAUUAAGAUAUGCAAAUUAUUACCACCGACAUCUAAAAAAGCAGAUUCUGUUUCAUUUCGAAUGUAAAAAUUGACAUUGUGGAGUUUUCCUUGAUCUGAUGUACACAUACAUGUUCGUAUCAGUCACAAGUCCAAGCAGGGUACAAAAGUAGCAAUGUCUUUUAAAGAAUUAAAAAAUCCACUUUAAAGACUGGACAUUGUAUUGGAAGUCUUGUAAACAUGACAACAGUGGGGGAGCAGAUCGAGAUCUGGAAUCUGUGAUAACUGGUGCAAUACCUCUCAACUGACCCAUUUUUUCACUAGAUACUUAUGGAGGGACUGGGCAGGUAAGGUAGUGACAAAGAUGCACCAGUCUCACAAUGAGCUGGCCAUGAGAAAAGUGGGAUCUCCACUCCCCAACGAUUAAAAAAAUAGUUUUUUUUCUACCACACUGUUGGCACGUGCUGUGGUUUAGUAUUUGGACAGCCUGUAAGAUUGGGACAGCUGAUAGCAUCGAACGAAAUGACAUAUCUUUUCAAACGCAACUAGUGUAUGUUGUAACACAUUCAAUUUAAAUAUUAUUGUAUAUAAGAAUGUGUAGAAAAGCAUGUGUGAAAGACUUUUGUGUUAGACCUACAUAUUUAAUAUUUUUGUGAUUUUAGGUUGGUUUUUUUUUAGCUUCCCUUUUAUCACCUUGUAAUAGUUUUUCACUUUGCUGGAACAGAAAUAUGGUUGGUUUUUUUUUCAUGUAGGAUGAAUAAAAUUGCUUUAAAAUGUUUGAUAAAACAGUACAAACGGGAAGGUGCAAAUGUAAGCCUGAUGUUAAAGAAUCUUUACACAUAAUUUUUAUUAAAAAGUUUCCAUUUAAAGAAUGCAUAUUUACACAGUUUAGAUACCAAUAAGCUAAUAGAAAUUACAAAUAUAAGUGGUUUCUUUAAACUGGAUGUAUAAUCUAACAUUGGUGGGCUAUGACUCUUGUGCCACAGUGCUAGUGCCAGAUCCCACUUUUUUUAGGACAUGAACAUAAACAGUGUCCUUCAUGCUGGAGACCAAUAUGUCAUCCUGUCAAGAAUUCUUAGCAGGAAAUGGAUUGCAUUGUGAUAUGUGUCAUUAAGUGUAUUUCAGCACUUGAAAGAAAUUUUUAAUCAGAAAAUCUGACAAUAUCUCUUAAUUUUAGUAACUUUAAAUGAGCUGUGAAAAGAUUUUACUGUUAGCAGUGAGAUUUCUAUUCUGCAAUGAAACGUGUAUAUAUUUUUAUUUUCUCUGAAAAGUGCUGCACUCCUCAGUAAAAUUAAUAAAUGGAUUUUUUCUACAAA
Molecule: messenger RNA, 3560 nt
Organism: Pomacea canaliculata
Lineage: Eukaryota; Metazoa; Mollusca; Gastropoda; Architaenioglossa; Ampullariidae
Product: tetraspanin-3-like
Exons: 7
Coding region: 80-832 (250 amino acids)
Cellular component (GO): membrane
Source: RefSeq, a predicted model, not a curated record